AUGGGAAAAUCUUACCCAACCGUUAGUGCCGAUUACCAGAAGGCCAUUGAAAAGGCUAAGAGGAAGCUCAGAGGUUUCAUCGCUGAGAAGAAAUGCGCGCCUCUAAUCCUCCGUUUGGCAUGGCACUCUGCUGGUACUUUUGAUUCUAAGACAAAGACUGGUGGUCCUUUCGGAACCAUUAAGCACCAAGCUGAGCUUGCCCAUGGUGCUAACAACGGCCUUGACAUCGCUGUUAGACUGUUGGAGCCUCUUAAGGAGCAAUUCCCUAUUGUUAGCUAUGCUGAUUUCUACCAGUUGGCUGGCGUUGUUGCUGUUGAGAUUACUGGUGGACCUGAAGUUCCUUUCCACCCCGGUAGGGAGGACAAGCCUGAGCCACCACCAGAGGGUCGCUUGCCUGACGCCACUAAAGGUUCCGACCAUUUGAGGGAUGUGUUUGGCAAAGCUAUGGGGCUAAGUGAUCAGGACAUUGUUGCUCUAUCUGGCGGUCACACUAUUGGAGCUGCACACAAGGAGCGUUCUGGAUUUGAGGGACCAUGGACUUCUAAUCCUCUCAUUUUUGACAACUCAUAUUUCACUGAGUUGUUGACUGGUGAGAAGGAUGGUCUUCUUCAGUUGCCAAGUGACAAGGCACUUUUGACUGAUUCUGUAUUCCGCCCUCUUGUUGAGAAAUAUGCUGCGGACGAAGAUGCCUUCUUUGCUGAUUAUGCUGAAGCACAUCUUAAGCUCUCCGAGCUUGGAUUUGCUGAAGCCUAA
Lathyrus sativus (Indian pea) is the source of this 753-nucleotide messenger RNA. The record is from the annotation of a GenBank genome assembly. NCBI's taxonomy places the organism in Eukaryota, Viridiplantae, Streptophyta, Magnoliopsida, Fabales, Fabaceae.